Molecule: messenger RNA, 1912 nt
Organism: Lolium rigidum
Lineage: Eukaryota; Viridiplantae; Streptophyta; Magnoliopsida; Poales; Poaceae
Exons: 9
Coding region: 1223-1585 (120 amino acids)
Source: RefSeq, a predicted model, not a curated record
UUGUUCCGUUAGGACUAUGGUCUUCUUCUGUUCUGGGAAUUGAUAUCCUGCCUAUAAAUGAAAUGGUACAGUUCAAUUGACCACUAGUUGCAGUGGCCUUUUGAGAUCUCGCCAGAGCAAGUGAUUCCCACAUGUGUGUGUUCAUCUGAUUGAUAAUUUGUUUUAUAGUCUGGUGUACAUGAUUGACUUAGAAAUUAGCGUUGCUAUUCAUUCCCUUUAAUAUCAUAUCAGAUGAAUCGAUCUACUAGCCUCUAGGUUUUAGUAAUCAUGGUUAAAUACUCGUGAAUUGUUGUUAUGCAGGAAAUGUUUCUGCUUUACUACAAGGGGUUCGAGGCCCGGCCUGUGUUACACUUUUCUGUUUUACUACAAGGGAAAUGCUGAUAUAUGGUGGUGUUUUUGCAAUGGCUGGGAAGGAGGUAUUUGGUAACUCCCUGAUGAACCAAGUUGGCUGGGAAGGAGCAACUUGAGGACGGGGUGAGCCUUUCUCGGACAGUGCCUACAACGACGACGGAUAAAUGCCAGAAGGCCUCCAUAGUAUCUGAGCACCUGUGGGAGAAAGAUUGAAGGGAGGCGUUGUGCAGUUCGCCAGGCGGGUGGCAACCACAGCUCUCCUGCUCGAUCCUCUCUGCCGCCUGGACAAACACGCCAAGAGGCAUGUGAGCAUCCCUGGCUAGUCCGCAGUGCUCCAUCCAGCUCGGGCUGGUCCUGUUCCUAGUUCCCCAUCUUCGGCCGGCAUUCCUUGAAAGCGCCGCAAACAUGGGCAAGUUUGCAGGUGACCGCUGAUGGCGGGAGAGGGGCUCUCCCCGGCUAAGGGAUGGGACAGGGAGGCAGAGAGGACGAUAUUGUUGUUGCUUGCUCAGGCUGCUGAUGCUGGCAGUCUAGCAGGAGCUGCUGUGGUUGACAACGCCCCCCAGCUUCUGCCGCUGGCCACAACUCCGACCAAUCGCUCCUGCCGCCGGCCAUGUCCAUGACUAUUAACAACCCUGCCAACUUCGCCAAACACGAAGCCAGCCUGAAGGUGGGCCCGACCAUAGCCAAGAUAUGGGGCUUCCCACCAAGUGUCGUGAGCUUGUGACCAACCAGCACUUCCGCGACCUGCAAAAGAAAAAAAAUCUGUGAUCAAUUGUCAGUAUUUUUUGCGCAUCUAGAGGCGUUACUUUGGCCUUGAGGAUAUUACUUUUGAUCUCUUCGUGCAGAUGAUGUGUAGUCCAACUUUGGGCAGAUGAUGUUACCAGGUCAAUCAGAUCUUUUGUUAUUGAUAACGUCGGGAGGUGAAGCCUUGGAGCUUUUUUAUGAGAAGUGUGGUGCCAAGAUUUUGUUGGGCCUGGGUUUUAAUUUGCAGAUGCAGUCGAAGAUUACGCUGGCUCUCCCCCUCUUUCUUAAUUUCGGGUUUCCAAUUUAUGGAUAUAGCUUGCUCAACUUUCACUGGCGAUACAACAAUCAGUACACAGAGGUGGUUCUCUUGCUUGGAUAUUCAUCAUUUAGUGCAAGCUUCAUUAUCUCGAUCGGUGUGAAUUGUGGUUUACAGGACCCUGACCUGAUAGCAGCAUUCAGUGACCCAGAGAUUAUGGCGGCUCUUCAGUGAUGCGCAAACCUGCCAACUUCGGCAAGCACCAAGCCAACCUGAAGGUGGGCCCCAUCAUAGCCAAGAUGAAUGGGCCCUCCUACUGAGUGUCGUGAGCAUGUGGCCAACUAGCAUUUCUGCGACCUGCGAAAGAAGGAAUUCUCUGGCCAAGUGGUGUCUUUUUUGCGCAUCUGGAGCGACACUUUGGUCUUGAGGAUCUUACUUAUGCUCUGUUUCUUGUUAGCAGCUCGUAGAAGGCAAUUUGGGAUGAUGAUGGUUGUGGGUUUUGUUGUACUUUUGAAUUGCCUGGUAUAUAUGUUGGUGAAGGAGAAUGGAUGUUUUUGCUCA